CACACAUUUGUUCUCAUGUGCAUAAUUACAAUGUCAGCCUAUAAAUAGUGCAGCCAUUAGGUGGGUGUUACUCAUUCUGUUGCAGUUCUCUCGAGCAGCAACACCAUGCCUGAACCAGCUAAGACCGCGCCUAAGAAGGGCUCCAAGAAGGCCGUGACCAAGACGGCAGGUAAAGGCGGCAAGAAGCGCAGAAAGACCAGGAAGGAGAGUUACGCCAUCUACGUGUACAAAGUGCUGAAGCAGGUGCACCCUGAUACCGGGAUCUCCUCUAAGGCUAUGGGCAUCAUGAACUCGUUUGUCAACGAUAUUUUUGAGCGCAUCGCCGGUGAGUCUUCUCGUCUGGCUCAUUACAACAAGCGCUCCACCAUCACCUCUAGAGAGAUCCAGACAGCCGUGCGUCUGUUACUUCCCGGAGAGUUGGCCAAGCACGCCGUGUCUGAGGGCACCAAGGCCGUCACCAAGUACACCAGCUCCAAGUAAAGCAAUGACCGUGUGAAGUCUGGAGCCCAUGGAUAUCACCAAAGACUGGGUUUCCUCCUUUCUGAUGCUUUGCCAGACCUUAACUGCAGCUGUCUUCAGUUGAUCUUUGUUCAUGGGUUUGCUCUGUGUUUAGUUUUGCCUUCAGCAAAUGAAAUGCAUGUUCAAUUUGGUUGAGAUCAGGUGAUUGACUCUGCCAUUGCAAGCUAUUCCAUUUCUUUCCCUUAAAAACCUCCUGGGUUAUUUUUGCAGUGUGUUUUGGAUCAUUGUCCAUCUGUACUGUGAAGUGCCAUCCAAUCAACUUUGCUGCAUUUGGCUUAUUAAUCUGGGCAGACAGAAUAUUCCUAUACAAUUCAGAAUUCGUCCAGACGCUUCUGUCUUCUGUCACAUCAUCAAUAAACACCACUGACCCAGUGCCACUGGAAGCCAUGCAUGUCCGUGCCAUUACACUGCCGCCACUAUGUUUUACAGAUGACGUUGUAUGCUUUGGAUCAUGAGCUGUUCCAAGCCUUCUCCAUCCUUUUCUCUUCCCGUCAUUCUGGUAAAGGAUGAUCCUAGUUUCAUCUGUCCAAAGAAUGCUUUCCAGAACUGGACAGGCUUUUCUAGAUGUUUUUUUUUUUUUUUUUUUUUCUUUUUUUCCCCAAAGUCUAAUCUGGCCUUUCUAUUCUUGAGGCUAAUGAAUGGUUCGCGAUCAUCUACUACUGUUGUCUUCUGUGGACAGCCAGGCCUUUUUAUGUUGCUGAGCUCAACAUUGCAUUUUUUUUCCCUCAGAAUGUACCAAACUGUUGAUUUGGCCUCCUAUCACCAUCACUGGCCACUCCUAAUGUUCCUGUUAUCUCUUUAAAGGAUUUGUUUUGUUUAUGAAGCCUAAUGAUGGCCUGUUUUGACUUGCAUGGAGAGCUUUUUUGAACACAUGAUGUAGGUUGACAGAAACAGAUUCCAAGUACAAAUAUCACACUUAGAAUAAACUCCAGACCUUUUACCUGCUUAAUUGAUGAAGAAAUAAUGAAGGAAUAACCUACACCUGUCCAUGAAACAGCUCUUGAUUCAAUUGUCCAAUUACUUUUGGUCCUGAAAACGGGGGUGGCUACUCUCAAGAGCAGAAAUUCCUAAACCCUUCCUCCAAUGUGGAUUUAAAUACCCUCAAAUUAAAGCUGAGACUGCACUUUCAGCCCACUAUACCUAUACAACUAUAGCUUCAAUUUUUUUUAUUUUUUUUUUUGCAAAUACCUAAGGAAAAAAAGCAAAAAUUGUGCAUGUGUCCAAAUAUAUUUGGACCUAACUGUAUAUGCAAUUUGUAAUCUAGGUUGAAAGAUUAUCAGUCAAGAAAUAAAUGUAUUGUUGCAAUUUUGAAAUUUGGCCAACAACAUAUAAGAUCAAAUAGUAUUCAUAACAGUAAGUUUUAAUUAUGUAAUUUAUUGCUUUUAUUUUAGUUUUCUCAUUGUUGUUGAUAGUAGUAGUAGUAGUAGUAGUAGUAGUAGUAGUAGAAGCAAUAUUCUAAAAUGUGCAAAAGUAACACUGGGUAAAAAAAAUACUAAUAUUUGCUACAAAUGAGAUUUCUAAGGUGUGAGCAACCUUCAUUUCCAUGGCCACAUAGUGUUGUGGAUGGAUAUUGACCACCAUUGUUAUAUAUUUGUUUUUUUGUUUGUUUUUUAGC
Tachysurus fulvidraco (yellow catfish) is the source of this 2134-nucleotide messenger RNA. Its product is annotated as histone H2B. The transcript is spliced from 2 exons. The record is from RefSeq and is a predicted model, not a curated record. NCBI's taxonomy places the organism in Eukaryota, Metazoa, Chordata, Actinopteri, Siluriformes, Bagridae. Gene Ontology annotation, molecular function: structural constituent of chromatin; DNA binding; protein heterodimerization activity. Gene Ontology annotation, cellular component: nucleosome. Bases 106 to 480 code for a protein of 124 amino acids.